ACAUGAACCUGUUCAUCCUACAGCCUCAUCUGCAUCAGCCCUCUCCAUAACUUUUUCUAGUUGAUCCUUUGUAUGAUUUAGUCCAUAUGAGAGAAUAGUAACUGCAUCUCCCUUAGGAAUUAAUAGCCUGCCAUGGAAACAGGGACUUCGCAUUUACGCAAUUUCCGUCCGGUGAACAUGUCGUGGAACUAACCGGCAGAAUGGGAAGGCUCACGGGGAAGGACACAGUUGUUUGAGAGUUUGAGACAGAUAUAAAGAAGUCUUCUGCUUCACUCAGUGUUAGUAUCGUUAAUGGUAGAAACAUAUCACAAGAGAGAUAUCAGUUGGCUCACUAUUACACUCUUGGAGAUCAAACAGAAACGUCUGUGAAGUACAAUUUUAUCUCAAUUAACGCAGCUGUUCAAUAACGAUGGAGGCCAAGGAUCUUUAUACGCUCCCACCUGAUGCGGUCUGGUUGAUCACCGGCUGCUCGUCCGGCAUUGGAGCAGGUCUCGCCGCACGGCUGGCCAAGCAGACGAUGAACCGCGUCGUCGCAACAGCACGACAGGUCUCUGCGCUCUCGUACCUCGAGGACGACUCGCAGAAGGUGCUCAAGCUUGCUCUUGACGUCACGUCGCCUGCGGCCAUCGAUGAGGCAUUCAGGAAAGCCGUGGAGCACUUCGGGCGUGUCGACGUGGUUGUGAACAAUGCUGGGUACACUAUCAUGGGUGAUACCGAGACUUCAACGCCGCUAGAAGCACGGACGCUUUUCGACACCAAUUUCUGGGGCGCAGUCGAAGUGACCAAGCGCGCGCUCGGAGUCAUGCGGGACGAGAAUCCGAAGACAGGGCAACGCGGCGGCGUGGUUUUCUUCGUGAGCUCUAUGGGUGGCUUCGUCUCGACGCCGGGAAGCGCGUUCUACCACGCUUCCAAGUUCGCCAUGGAAGGCUUCGCGGAGAGCGUGGCGAAGGAGGUGCAUCCGGACUGGAAUACACACUUCUGCAUCCUCGAGCCCGGCGGCACGAGGACGGAGUACCUCGGGCGCAGCUUCAAGAUGAUGGGGACACGACACCCGGCGUAUGCGGCGCCGGAUAUGCCGACGAAUCAGAUGCUGGCGCUCUUCGAUAAUAAGGAGAUCAGGAAGGAUUUUAGCUCCGCUGAUGAUAUUGCUAGGGGUAUGUGGGAGCUCGUUACGCGCGGGGAGAAGAUCCCGAUUAGAGUCCCGCUUGGGAAUGAUGCGUGGGCGGCCGUUGUUGAUGAGGCUGGAAAAGUGAAGGAGGAACUUGAGGCAUUGGGUCCGUUUAGCACUUCUUUUGGGGGCGCUUUGGGAGCUGAGGCGAGGGCGACUUUGGGACAAUGGACGCAGUAAGACCAUAUGUGAUAUAGUCGAUAGAGACCUUAUGUUGGCGAUAUAGGUUCCUCGUCUAAUGAAAGUAGCUUAUACUGUGGCCAUCCUGAAAAGUCGUGCGUCCAGACAUCUGUUGCUCUCAAAGGAAAGACCCCUUAAUAUAAGGGUAAAAGCGACCUCAGCGUUCAGAAUAACUGAACCUGCUCAGGCCAAAUCUGAUUGUAUCGGAAUAAGCACUUAGCUUCCACAGCCUGAGGACGAUUGAGG
Molecule: messenger RNA, 1594 nt
Organism: Xylaria bambusicola
Lineage: Eukaryota; Fungi; Ascomycota; Sordariomycetes; Xylariales; Xylariaceae
Product: retinol dehydrogenase 8
Exons: 3
Coding region: 410-1348 (312 amino acids)
Source: RefSeq, a predicted model, not a curated record